Sporothrix schenckii 1099-18 is the source of this 1374-nucleotide messenger RNA. RefSeq names its product mage protein. Gene Ontology annotation, biological process: DNA repair. The record is from RefSeq and is a predicted model, not a curated record. Bases 1 to 1374 code for a protein of 457 amino acids. Gene Ontology annotation, cellular component: nucleus. Lineage: Eukaryota; Fungi; Ascomycota; Sordariomycetes; Ophiostomatales; Ophiostomataceae. The transcript is spliced from 3 exons.
AUGCCGGCACUGUCGCAACGAGUACGAAGACGUCCAGCGGACGACGACGAAGAGGAGCCGCCACGGCACCGCCACCAGCCAGUUGAGGAAGAGGAGGAAGAAGGAGAAGAAGAGGAGGAGGACGAGGGAGAUGACGAAGCCGGGGGCGAAGACGACGAGGAAGUAGAGAUGGACCAUGAAGAGGAGGAGGAGGAAGAAGAAGAAGAGGAAGAAGAGGACCAGAACGCACGGCGACGUGCACAACGGCAAAAGGAGAAGCAGAGGAAGCGACGAGAGGCCGAGCGGCGCCAGCAACGGACCACCCGAAACGACGAAGACGAUGACGACGAUGAUGGCGACGAAGACGACGAUGUCGCUGUCAAUGGAACAGCAACCCAGGCACAGGUUGACAGACAGCGGUUACACCACGAACUGUUGGCCAAGAAGCUGGCACGGUAUGCGUUGGCCAGCGAGCCGCGACGGCUGCCGAUCCGGCGACAGGCCGUGAAAGAGCAAGUCCUCGAAAACGAGGGAAAGCACUUUCGCAAGGUGUUUCCCAUUGCACAGGAACAGCUGCGCGGCAUCUUUGGCAUGAAUAUGGUAGACUGGCCCGCGCGUGAGAAGACGACGAUGACCAUGCGCGAGCGUCGGAAGGCCCUCAAAUCACAAAAGGCAGCCAAGCCGACCAAAUCGGCCGCCGUCGACCGCUAUCUGCUCGUCUCGACGCUGCCCGCCGAAUACCAGGAAUGCGUCUUCACACCGAUCUUGUCCGAUCCCGCUGCCACCGACAACAUCGAACCGGCCAUCCCGCCUGCGCCGGACGCCGCCUACAUGGGGUUCUGCACAUUGGUUGUCGCCCUCAUCACGCUCAACGGUGGCGAAAUGUCCAACGAGGACCUGGAGAAGCUGCUGAGUCUCGUGCAUGGCGGACGCAAUGCCCCUGCCCGCGCCGACGAUGAUUUCCUGCAGCCCAUUGCAACCACCAUGGGCGACCACAUUGACGACGAAGACGGCCGUGGGGUCGGUGGUCCAUCAGAAGAUGGCACGCCCACAGCCGGGGGCACGCUCCAGCACAUGGUGCGGCAAGGCUACUUGCUUCGGGUGGUCGAAGCACCCGCCACGGCCGAGGGUCGGGGCCCUGUUGGCGGACGCGGUGCCGGUGCGACUGGCGGCGGUAUCCCAGCGGGCGCCAAGGUAAUAUGGCAUGUCGGCCCACGCGGUCAAGUGGAGAUUGGGCCGUCACAGGUGGCCGAUGUUGUGUAUCAUAUCUACGGCGAAGAUGCAAACGAGGAGUUGCAGCGGCGGCUGCUGUCGAGCCUGCAGAUGGCGGGCAACGCUGCGGGCAGUGAGCAGCAGGAGGCCCCUGCCAGACAGCAAAGCGAGGAAGUGCCGUAA